CUGCUUCCACGUAGCCUUCCUCUUCGCCCAAUUCGUCCACCCUGGGCCAACCAUUGGGAGCGCAGCCACUGCCCGCAUUCACUGGUGCCCCACAAUAGCCAGUCAUGUAUGCGGUGUAUCUCAGCCUUGUGCACAGCCACAGCCGUACGGACCACAAGACAUGCUCUGGACGAAGACAGAACCUCGGGUAGCGACCUGCACGAACACACUGGUAGUAGGCGUUCUGUAACUCUUGAUCAUCUUUCGAAAGCGGAGAUAAUGGGACCACCUCUUACGAAGUCCGACAACCGAUUUUCACCAUUGGAUAACGCCGAAACGGACAGCGACAGUGGUUCCCGGCGAGACCAACUACAGACUGAGCCAAACGAGCAUUUCGAGCGGAAUGAAUGGUAUAUGAAAUGGAAGAGGGAGCAGUUACAUGCCGACUCAGACAGCGAGAGUGGCUCCAGCGAAGACCAACUAUUGAAUGAGCCCGGGGGGGUUCACGUCCGGUACAAAAGGUACUUGGAGGAGAAGAUGGACAGAGCGCCAUUAAGGAAGGUUUCCAAGUCGUUGAAGGAAUCGUGGCAGAACGUUUGCAGAGCGCUUGAACAAGCAGUCGAGGAGCGCCCAUAUGCAACACUCUGCGCGACCUGCGAGUCCAUCUUUCACCCCGCGAGAACGAAGCUGUGGUUCGAAAUGGGGAAAUGGUAUCUCCAUCAUCGGUCGCAGUCAGCGCUUGAAGAUGCUGUUCGCAUGGGCUGUGCCAUUUGCAAAAUCAUCAACGACAACACUUGCGCACAAGCGGGUAACUACACCAACACGCCAGGCACUGAAGGCACUCCGGAAGGCCACAGAGGAGUCCUCAAAUACAAUAUUGAUUGGUCCGAUCUGCUCGACUAUUCGAUUCGGAUCGGGUACGUCCCUAAGGGUGCGCGUUUUCCGCCUGAGGAGCAAGUGGUUCUUGAUUUAGUCAUGGUCAAGCCUGAAAGCCUACUGACCAUAAAUUCAAAUUUCGAAUCCGCUUUGCCAAAAUCCGUGUUCCCUUCUACAACAGCUUCCACUCAAGUCUGGGAUCUCUGUCGCUACUGGCUGUAUUCCUGCAGAGCUGGGCACAAGAAUUGUGGGCACCGCCGGCAAGAUCUUUCUUUCCGACCAUCAAGAUUGGUCCAUGUCCAGGGCAUGAAGGGCAAUAUCAUCCAGGCCCGACUCGAGAGUGACACCAAAAUGCUGGAUGCUGUGAAUUAUCUUACCCUUAGCCAUUGCUGGGGAAGCGGCAAGUUCUUCACCCUUCGCAAAGACAACUUGGAACAGCUUCAGAAGACCAUCGUCGUCAAGGACCUUUCAAAGGUCUUCCAAGACGCGCUCCUCGCUACACUUGAGCUUGGUUUCUCCUAUAUUUGGAUCGAUUCCUUGUGCAUUAUCCAGGACUCGGAGGAAGACUGGCUGCGGGAAUCGUCAAGGAUGGGGGAGAUCUACAAGAACUCUUCCUGCAACAUUGCGGCUACUGGUUUCAGUGACGGCAGCCGAGGACUUUAUGUCGAAAGAGAUGUCUCCCGCCUGACCUGUCACAAGGUUUCUGCUGGUUGGGGUGGAGUUUGGCCUCACACUGAUGAACCACUUAAGAGGGAUUACUAUCCAGUGAACCCUCGUAUGUGGCACGAUCAAGUUUCUAAAGCUCCUCUGAACAGGAGAGGAUGGGUGCUUCAGGAGCGACUUCUCUCCCCCUGUGUCCUCAAUUUUGGCGCCGAGCAAGUGCUCUGGGAGUGCUUCGAAUCGAGCAGCUGCGAGGCUUUCCCCACAGAAUUUCCAGAUUGCAUUGUAUGACCACUGACGUUGAAAUCGCUAGGGUUCUAUGAGACAGGACCAGUUACAUAUGCACAAUUGCAGCAUUCAAGCUCGGAGAGGGAAAGCACGGACCGUG
Westerdykella ornata is the source of this 1903-nucleotide messenger RNA. RefSeq names its product HET-domain-containing protein. NCBI's taxonomy places the organism in Eukaryota, Fungi, Ascomycota, Dothideomycetes, Pleosporales, Sporormiaceae. The coding region runs from base 109 to 1806 and encodes 565 amino acids. The transcript has 3 exons. The record is from RefSeq and is a predicted model, not a curated record.